AUGCAGUCCGAUGAUCUCUUCCUCCGCAAAAUGCGGGGUCCCUUAGCCCGGCCGCCCCCCGCCCCCCCCGUGGCGCUUGGUGGGGGGGUCCCCUCUCCUCCCCCCUCCCCAGGGGGCUCCGCCGCCCCCCCCCGGCAGCGCAGCAGCAGCGAGGCGACCCCGGGGAGACCCCCGGAGGAUGGGGGGGGGUCCCCGGUGUCGGUGCCCCCCCGCAGCCGCACCCAAAGCCACGAGGAGGCCGCGGGAGUGGGGGGGGGCAGCCCCACGUCCCCCCGAUUCCACGACCCUCUGCUGCUGCUGGGGCUGGCGGGGGGGGGGGACCCCGAUUUCUUCCCCCGCCCACCCUGGAGCCCCCUGCUCGCCCAUUACGACGUUCAGAGCAUCCUGUUCGAUCCCAACGAGCCCCCCCCGGGCCCCCCCAGCCUGAUCUCGGGCGCUUCGGCCGCACACCUGGAGCCCGAGGAGCCGCCCGGCUCCCCCCGCGCCGCCCCCGGGGCGCUGGUGCUGAGCUGCCCCCGCUUCUGCUGCGAGACGGGGGGGGAGCAGCAGGAGCCGGGCUUGGGACCCCCCCGGGACCCCCCCGGGCCGGGGCAGCUGCCGAAUGCGGCGGUGGCCGUGCUGGAGGAGCCCCCGGCGGGGGCGAGACCCCCGCACCCCAUCGAGCACAGCGAUGAGGGCGCCGAGUAUUACCGCAAGUACUUCUAUGGGAAAGAGCACCACAACCUGCUGGGCGAGGACCCCCGGCUGGGGCCCGUGGCCGUGUCCCUGCGGAGGGAGGAGAAGGAGGGGGCGCCGCCGCAGGUGCUGCACAGAAUCAUCCUGCGCACCUGCCAGCUGCGGACGCUGAGGGGGUCGGUGCUGGAGGAGGCGCUGCCCCCCGGCUGCCGCCCCCCCGGGGCACGGGCGGUGCCCCCGCGGAAGCUUCUGGAAGUUCUGCUGCCCGGGCUGGCCGUGGGGGGGCUGCGGCUUGCCCCCUCCCCCGCCGUGCAGGAGACCCUCCUCAAAUUGGACGAGCAGGGGGUGAGCCGCCAGCGCAAGGUGGGCGUGCUGUACUGCCGGGCGGGGCAGGGCUCCGAGGAGCAGAUGUACAACAACGAGGGCGCCGGGCCGGCCUUCGAGCAGUUCCUGACCCUGCUGGGCACCCGCGUGAGGCUGAGGGGCUUCGGCGGCUACCGGGCCCAGCUGGACACCCGCACCGACUCCACGGGCACGCACUCGCUCUACACCACCUACCACGGCUACGAGGUGAUGUUCCACGUCAGCACCAUGCUGCCCUUCACCCCCCGAAACCCACAGCAGCUGCUCCGCAAGCGCCACAUCGGCAACGACAUCGUGACCAUCGUGUUCCAGGAGCCGGGCGCGCUCCCGUUCUCGCCGCGCGCGCUCCGCAGCCACUUCCAGCACGUGUUCCUGGUGGUGCGCGUGCACGAGCCCGGCACCCCCCGCACCGCCUACAGCGUGGCCGUGGUCCGUCCCGAUGACACCCCCGCCUUCGGGCCCCCCCUGGCCGAGGGGCAGCGCUUUUUGGGGGGCUCGGGGCUGCGCCCCUUCCUGCUGGCCAAAGCCAUCAACGGCGAGAACGCGGCGGCGCGGGGGGGGCGCCUGGGGGCCAUGGCCGCCCGCACCCGCCGCCAGUACCUGCAGGAGCUGCUGCGCGCCCACGCCGGGGGUUCCCCGCUCCCCGCGACCCCCAAGGGGCUCCCCACGCUCGGGGGGCUCCGCCGGGGCGGCUCCGCUUCGGGAAACGCGGACAUAUCGCUGGGGGGCGUGGCGGGGGCCUUGGUGUGGGGGGCUCGCGUUGAAAUGGGCGGGGGUCCCGAGCUGCCCUGCCUGCUCGGAGUGGCCGCCGAACGCAUCGUGGUGGUCGCGGCGCCCCCCGCCCCCCACCAGACCCUCUCUGAUCGUUGUGGGGUGAACUCAGAGCAGCCCCCUCCUCAAAAUAACGAUGGGAUGGGGGAGGAGACCCCCCCCGGGCAAAAAUGUGAGUCGGGGGUCGCCCCCCCGAGCCCCCUGUUCAGCUGCGCCUGCCGGGACGUGCUGGGCUGGGGAUUCAGCGAGGGGCGCCUGGAGAUCUUCCACGGCCGCGGGGAGUGGGUCGGGCUGAGGCUGCCCCGGGGCAGCGCCGCGCAGGUGGUGGCCAGGCUGCAGGCUGUGACCCGCGGCUGCGAGGCUCAGCAGCUGUCGCUGCCGAGGGAGGCCGGGGGUCGCCGCGGGUUCCGCGUGGACCCUCUGGGGGUGGUCUCGGCCGUCACUCGCUUCUCGUUCGCCGAGACCGCGGGGCUGCGGCCGGGGGCGCGGCUGCUGCGCGUGGGGCGGCGCCCCCUCCCCCGGGGAGACCCCCGCAAGCUCCGGGAGCUGCUCAGGAGACCCUCGGGACCCCUGACCCUGCUGCCCCCCGACCGCGACGGGCGGCCCCGGCUGAGUUUCUCGGAGCUCUACGCUCUGUCCCUGGAGCAGGGCCGGGGCUCGGGGGGGGACCCCGGCCCUGGGGACCCCCCCGGGGACAUCGGGGACAGCGACAGCGACUCGGGGGGGGCGGGCAGCGACGGGGGGCCCGGGGGGGCUCCGGCCCCACCCCCUGCGGCUCCCGCUGUGCUCUCGGGCUCCGGGGACCCCCAGGAUGAGGAGUGGGACCUGAUCGGGGGCCUGGCCACGGCCUGCAGCGGGCUCCUGGAGGCCAUCGCCCGCGGGGGGCACCAACUCCGGGAGCUCCCCCAGCCCAGCCCGAGCCCGGCAGCGCCCGAGGAUGAGUACGGAGAGAUUGGGGGGCACGGGGGAUUUGGGGGUCCGGGGAUUUGGGGGCCCAUGGGGGGGGGCGCACCGCGCACCGCCGGGCCCAGGGGAUCUUGGGAGAAGGUUUGGGGGCCCAUGGAGGCUCCUGACGCCGCCGGAGGUCAGGACCCUCAGCAGCGGCUCCAGCGGCUGCUGCGACCCCCGGGACCCCCGAGAGCCCCCCAUGAACCCCCCGGGACCCCCUGA
Messenger RNA from Camarhynchus parvulus, 2979 nucleotides. It is a transcript of the gene SIPA1, whose product is annotated as signal-induced proliferation-associated 1. Lineage: Eukaryota; Metazoa; Chordata; Aves; Passeriformes; Thraupidae. The transcript is spliced from 12 exons. Gene Ontology annotation, molecular function: GTPase activator activity; protein binding. Gene Ontology annotation, cellular component: Golgi apparatus; cytoplasm; plasma membrane. Gene Ontology annotation, biological process: establishment of epithelial cell polarity; regulation of small GTPase mediated signal transduction; activation of GTPase activity. Bases 1 to 2979 code for a protein of 992 amino acids. The record is from RefSeq and is a predicted model, not a curated record.